Cajanus cajan (pigeon pea) is the source of this 1786-nucleotide messenger RNA. RefSeq names its product Protein phosphatase 2C family protein. Lineage: Eukaryota; Viridiplantae; Streptophyta; Magnoliopsida; Fabales; Fabaceae. Gene Ontology annotation, molecular function: protein serine/threonine phosphatase activity. The record is from RefSeq and is a predicted model, not a curated record. Gene Ontology annotation, biological process: protein dephosphorylation.
CUUUUCUUAUCAAUUAUUAUAUCUCUGCAUUCAUGGAAUAUAAAACAUCUCUGCUUCAAUUCUUAUCAUUUCCCUGCCCAUCUAUAUUAUAUUUGGCCUCCAAUUCAAGCUAAUAUUGCUCUGCAAAUUUGGUUCCAAAUAGGCUUCUUUUUUCUCUCUUAGGAUAAACAUGGUUACUCCUGAUGGAGAACUUGAAAUAAGUUUUGGCUAUAAAUGCAAUAGCAAUAAGGAUAGAGACAUUCCUUGUGAGGUUGUCAGUGGCUACAAAAUCCUUCCUGGAGUACGUAGAACAAGUAGUUUUUCUUGCUUGUCAGGUGCAGCCUUAAGUGCAAAUGCCACACUUGCCAAUACAAAUAUCUGCAAUGGUAAGAUAGGAGAAGAAAUCCUUCCAAGUUGGGACUCUCCUAAUUCAUUUCGAAAGGUAACCUCUUCGCCAAGUCUUUCAAAGUUGGACAUACUAUCUUCUUCCCUCCCGAGUAGUUUGUCAUACCUUAGCUGCAGUCCUUCUACUACAAGUGAUAUCCUUGAAUAUGACUGUUGCACACUAAAAUCCAUGAGUGAUCCUUCCAGAAGUGAAGGUUUUCUUAAUUCUACGGAAGUUCAAGUGGCAGGAGGAGCUGCUGGUGAAGAUAGAGUUCAAGCAGUUUGUUCUGAAGAAAAUGGAUGGCUCUUCUGUGCAAUUUAUGACGGCUUUAAUGGAAGAGAUGCAGCUGACUUUCUGGCUGGUACCCUGUAUGACACCAUCAUAUCUUACUUUAAUAAGUUAAUUGAGGAUUUGGAGCCGAGUUCCAUCGAAGCUUAUAAUGAUGGGGGUUUGGGUGGAUCCCUGCAAUGUAAUAAGUUGGAUAAUAGACUUAUUUAUCACGAAGAUCAAUCUCUGUCAAAAUUUAAGGGAAUAAAUGAUUCUAGUCAUGGAUGUUUUGUAGAGGAUAGUCCAUCUACCAAGUUAGAAGCAUCAUGUGAUUCAUUUUCACAUGGGGUACUUGAUAUCCUUCAACGUGCUGUUAGUCAGGCUGAGAAUGAUUUCUUGUACAUGGUUGAGCAAGAAAUGGAGGAACGUCCUGAUUUAGUUUCUAUUGGAUCUUGUGUUUUACUUGUGCUUCUUCAUGGUAAUGAUUUAUAUACACUUAAUCUAGGUGACAGCAGAGCAGUAUUGGCAACAUGCACUACAGUUGACCGUAUGAAUAAGAGUGAGAGACUCAAGGCUAUACAGCUUACAGAUAAUCAUACUGUUGACAAUGAAGUUGAAAGGGCAAGACUUCUGGCUGAUCAUCCUGAUGAUCCCAAGAUCGUUAUAGCAGGAAAAGUGAAAGGGAAACUGAAGGUUACUCGCGCUUUUGGAGUUGGCUACUUGAAAAAGAAAAAUCUGAAUGAGGCUUUGAUGGGAAUCCUUCGAGUUCGUGAUCUUAAAAGCCCACCAUACAUAUCCACUCAACCAUCACUGAAUGUCCACAGAAUCUCAAGUUCUGAUCAAUUUGUUAUAGUGGGGAGUGAUGGUUUAUUUGACUUCUUCAGCAAUGAUGAGGCUGUAAAGCUUGUAGAGUCUUAUAUCUUGAGCAAUCCUUUGGGUGAUCCAGCAAAGUUUCUCAUAGAGCAGCUUGUAGCUAGAGCAGCUGAUUCUGCCGGUCUGAGCAUGGAAGAGUUGAUGAAUAUACCAGCUGGGAGGAGAAGGAAGUACCAUGACGACGUGACCGUAAUUGUGAUCUUGCUUGGGAUGAAUCAGAGGACUUCAAAGGCAUCAACUUGCAUUUAAGACUCGCCAAAAAAAAAAAAAAAAAAAAAAAAA